GGUGAGUGACGACACAUCUCUUGGCCAAGGGACCGAACUUCUCCAUCCAUUCAGACUCUCACAUCCCCUUUGAGGGACAGAAACAUGGCUCCUCAUCUCAGCCUGAGCAGGAGCCGGGUGUGGCUGCAGACAUUGUUUGACGGAUGUUUAACGCACAUGAUUCUCUUCACGCUGCUGUGUGCACCAGCUUUUGCUCAGCUGGAUUUGAACAGAUUAGAUGGCGACACUGUGUGCCCACCCAUGAGGAACGGACAAGAUGACCUUCCAGGGUUCGAUCUGAUCACUCAGUUUCAGUUAGAUGUCAUUCCCAUGAGGGGUGUCCGAAAGGUGGAAGGUUCGACUCCCCUGCAGGUGGCGUACAGACUCGACCGAGAGGCCAACUUCCAAAUUCCAACCAGGUUGAACUUUCCGAGGGGCUUCCCCGACGAAUAUUCCUUCAUGUCCACCUUCCGCAUGAUAAAGAACACUGUGAACAAGGUGUGGAACAUCUGGCAGGUGGUGGAUGAGGACGGCUUUAAGCAGGCUGGCAUGCGUCUCAAUGGAGACCAGCAGGCCCUGGAGUUCUUUCUCACCACUAUGGAAGGAGACCUCCAGACCGUCACGUUUCCAGGUCUGUCCGUUCUCUUCAACACCAAGUGGCACAAGGUGAUGGUUGGUGUGGAGAAGGAACUGGUGACCCUGUAUGUCGACUGUCAGCCUGUGGACCAGAAACCCAUCAAGAGGAAAGGCUACGUCAACACGGAGGGAGACACUCUGAUUGGACGGCUGGAUUCUGACCCCAACACCUCUGUGGUGUUUGAGUUGCAGUGGAUGCUGAUUCACUGCGAUCCAAAGAGAUCUCAGAGGGAAAGCUGCACUGAACUUCCUGUUUCUGAGAUGUUUGCCAAUGAGGAGCCGGACCCCAAGCCUAUCCCCGGCCCACCCGGCCCUGAAGGUCCUGAGGGGCCACGUGGACCCUCGGGAGAUGAUGGUCGGGAUGGGAGAGAUGGUGUUCCAGGCACUCCAGGCACUCCUGGAGCUAUGGGCAGUAAAGGAGAGAAGGGUGAGAUUGGACUACCAGGACAGAGAGGACUUCCAGGGUUACAGGGAUCUGUGGGAGCUAUGGGACCCAUGGGGCCACGUGGGCCAGUCGGAGAAAGAGGUCUUCCUGGAUUUCCUGGACCACCUGGAGCCCCUGGACCAGAAACUGUCGGACCACCAGGACCCCCGGGAAAGCCUGGUACUCCAGGAGAUGAGGGAAACAUCGGACCAGAGGGUGCCCCUGGACCAAGAGGAGGUCUUGGCCUCUCAGGACCUCCAGGCCCACCCGGACCUCCAGGACCAGCCGGGCCGCCAGGUGCUGGGAAUCCAGAGGGGAGUGGAGAAACUUGUCAGACAACAUGUCCAGCCGGACCACAGGGGCUCCCUGGACUGCCAGGGAUGAAGGGACAUCGAGGUCUUCCAGGUGCGGAUGGAGUUCCAGGUAACCUAGGUGAAAAGGGAGAUCGAGGGGCAUCCGGAGAGCAAGGUACUGCUGGACGCCCUGGAGAAGAUGGUCAGAGAGGGGCAAUCGGAUUUCCAGGUGCUCAAGGUGAUAAGGGAGAUCGGGGUUCUCCGGGUUUUAAUGGCAUCCCAGGACCAACCGGACCACCAGGAUCUCCAGGUGUUGAAGGCAUCAGGGGCAGAGAAGGUCAUCCUGGACCCAAAGGAGAUGAAGGUGUGAUCGGAGCAUCGGGAGAGAAGGGAGCGACAGGUGCCAAGGGUGAUGCUGGUGAACCAGGAAAACACGGGUCUGAUGGAGAAACAGGAGCUCUGGGAGAGAAGGGAGAGCCAGGACUGCCCGGAGCCCUUGGUCUCCGAGGAAUUGUUGGAAUUCCCGGUUUGCCAGGAAAACAAGGACUUGUGGGACCUUCAGGCCCGAAGGGUGAGACUGGUGAUGUAGGACUGAAUGGUCCAAUCGGACCUCCUGGUAAAGAUGGUGAAACUGGACCCGCUGGAGAAGACGGAAUGCCGGGCGCUAAAGGAGCCAAUGGUGAGACAGGAAAACAGGGUCCAGUUGGUCCAGCAGGCCCACCAGGAAUCCAGGGAGAUCAUGGCGAUAAAGGACUUAUGGGUCCUCGUGGAAUCAAGGGUCACACUGGUCAUAAAGGAGAUCAGGGCCCAAUAGGUGAAGUUGGUCCUAAAGGAAGUAUGGGAGAACCAGGUGUUUCUGGAGAACAUGGCAUGAAGGGUGAACAGGGGCCCACUGGUAUCUCGGGAAUCAAGGGAGAGCAAGGACAAAAAGGCCAGAGAGGCGCCACAGGUGCCCAUGGUCGUCCUGGACAGCCGGGUCACGAGGGUCUGACCGGUCCCCAGGGUGCCAAUGGACUGGAAGGGGAAAGAGGAUUAACUGGACCCCCUGGUCCCAGAGGCUUACCUGGUCCCAAGAUGAGCGACGAGAAGAUUCGUGAAAUGUGCUCAGCUGUCGUUGAAGAACAUCUAGAUGCCUAUAAGAAAGAACUGGCAAAGAAGCCUCUUCCCCUCGCAGCCCCCGGGGCACCAGGACCCGUGGGACCACCCGGACCAGAAGGACCAGCAGGGGCUGCAGGCGUAGCUGGACCCAGAGGACUAAUGGGACCCAAGGGACCUUCAGGAUAUCAUGGUCUUCCUGGAACACAUGGAGUCAAAGGUGAUGCUGGACAAAAAGGUGAUAAAGGUGACAAAGGAAUCGGAGUUCCAGGAAUUCCGGGAGAACCUGGACGUCAAGGAACAGCUGGCAAGCCUGGCUUUGGUAAGGAUGGCAACGAUGGCGCUAGAGGAGAAGCCGGCGUGCCUGGAACAUCAGGUGUCCCUGGGGCGAGAGGAUCUCCGGGAGCUCCCGGCCUCUGCGAUCCUUCAAACUGCUACAGGCCGCCUCAACCUUUAUACAUGCUUGGCGGUAAAAAGUCGGUCAACAUCAAGGGCUAAUGAACAGAAACACCUUCAUCAUGGGGAACACAGAGACAGUCCAUUUCCCGUAAACUUGAGGACACUUUAAAUGGUGCUGUGACAAACAAAUCAAAGUGUUGUAUAGAUAGAGAGACGUACAGAUGGCUGAUGUGAUGGUGGAUGAAGCAAUUUAAAUGAUAAUCGUGCCUUGUACAUAAACUUGUUUAGAUGGGAAGAAAAUUUGAAAGGUGUGUUUGUCUACAAUUUUAAUCCUCAGGAAAAACAAAGAAAUAAAUUGAUUGGAAAUCGAUGUUUGAAUUCCUGGGACACAUAGAAAUGACAUUGUAAAUUAAUUUCAAAUGAAGCAAAGUUGAAUCAGUUUGUAGAAAAGAAAAUGUCACCGUUCCAAUGUUUGCAUGUCAUUUUGCGUAAAAUGGGAUUUUUAAAGACUGAUGUUCGUCAUGGUGCCAGAAAUUAAGCUAAAACCGCCAA
This is a messenger RNA of Triplophysa dalaica, 3378 nucleotides long. Its product is annotated as collagen alpha-1(IX) chain-like. Lineage: Eukaryota; Metazoa; Chordata; Actinopteri; Cypriniformes; Nemacheilidae. The transcript is spliced from 38 exons. Bases 85 to 2925 code for a protein of 946 amino acids. The record is from RefSeq and is a predicted model, not a curated record.